Molecule: messenger RNA, 1725 nt
Organism: Sclerotinia sclerotiorum 1980 UF-70
Lineage: Eukaryota; Fungi; Ascomycota; Leotiomycetes; Helotiales; Sclerotiniaceae
Exons: 4
Coding region: 1-1725 (574 amino acids)
Biological process (GO): mating projection tip cell wall disassembly
Molecular function (GO): glucan endo-1,3-alpha-glucosidase activity
Source: RefSeq, a predicted model, not a curated record
AUGCAUUUGUCAUUCAUUUUCUUUCUGGCUUCUUCAAGCUUGGUUCUAGCAAGAAAUCUACCUAAGAAUUCUCUUCACACAAAUCGCAAUAUUAUUGGAUCUCCGGGUUGGUCUCUCCAGGCGGAGACUUGUGCGGUAGGAAGUACAUCUUGUGGAAGUAUUGCACCUGGAGCAUGUUGUCCAUCGAAUAUGGUUUGUGCCAAACCUGCAAAUUCAGAAGUUGCUGCUUGUUGUACUAAUGCAAGUGAAUGUCGUAGCGUUAUUGAAGCAGCUCCUAAAUGCGCAGAUGAUAGUUGGAAUUUAUGGGCUGGGCUGGAUGGAAAUGAUUUCUGUUGUGAAGUGGGCUUACUUGGAGCUUAUGAUCAUAUUUCUCAUCGAGCGGGAACUUGUGUCUCUUCUGUUGUGGUUCCUACUACUUCGGCGGUUCUGAGGUCUACUGGGACGGGUUCUGUAGUAACCUCUAUUCCUACGGCUGUCAGUUCUGCUCAUAUAACAUCGACGAUCGUGCGAGCGACUAGUAGUUUUACUUCAGAUAUUACUAGCAGGACUUCUUUAAAUGCAGUUGCAACUUCAAAGUCCCCGUCAAGCACUGUAGUAGCAAAUUCUAAUGCAGCAGCUACUGAAAAACCAGUUUUCUCCUUCGACAUGACCGGUUUUACAUCCCCGUCUCAAUUCAUCCCAAUCCUCAAAAUCUAUGUCACUAACAGCGCCUACUACUACUAUUCCGGCCAACCAUUUGUCUCCACCUUUAACGGUGGUGCCUCGAACUUUAAAUUUGGUCAAGACACCGUAAACGACGGCUGGAAAAAUGAGCUUCAAGCAGUAAUGUCUGCAUCCGGUCAUCCCAUCUACUUCAUUCCCUCCUUUCAAGAUGUAGCUGCCUCUUCUUCAUUUUUCACUACCGAAUAUCCAACUCUAAAUGGAACAUUCAAUUGGAAUUCCUGGCCCAGCUAUACAGCCGGCGAUGUACCCGUCAAUACCAUCGACGACGUCACAUAUCAGAACGCAGCCAAAGCUGCCGGAAAAGGAUUCAUGAUGGGAAUCUCCCCCCUCCAAUUCAAACACAUCGAUAAAACACAAAACUGGUAUCGACGCGGCGAAGCCAAUCUCGAAAACCGCUUCGAUCAAAUCCUAACCCUACAACCCGAUUUCAUCGAAUUCCAAACCUGGAACGACGCAGGCGAAUCACAUUACAUGGGAAAUUCCUGGCCGGAACCUUUAGUUUCAAAUAGUACUCCAGAAGCCCUGUCGAGUAUCGCAUAUGAUCAUAGAGGCUAUUGGCAAAUCCUGCAGAGUUUCAUCAGCGUGUGGAAAAGCGGGGCGAGGAGUACGAUGUCGAUGGUUCCGAUGAAUGGGAAGGAUGCUCAGGGGACUUUUUGGCAUCAUACGCUUUUGAAGGGGGGGGAUUGUGCAGGUGAUACUUUGGGACUGGGGAAACCGGUGGGUAUGGAUGGUGUGGAGGAUAGUGUUACCGCGGUGGUGUUGGUUGCGAGGGGUGUGCGGGGUUUGAGGGGGAGUAUUAGGGUUGGGGGGAAGGUUUUAGGGACGAAGGAUUUAAGUGCGGGGUUUAAUACUAUGGUUGUGAAUAAUAUUUCCACGGGGUCUGUAGAGAUGAGUGUUUUGGAUGCUGGGGGUGUGGUGGUCGUUAGUGGGAAGGGUCCGUUGGAUGUGGUGGAUAAAGCGGAUUUGUGUAAUUAUAAUUUUCAGGUUGUGGGAUUGAGUUAG